AUGAAGUUUCUGUCUACCCAUAAGCACACUAUAAAUGGGCUUGAGCAAUGGGCUGAAAGGAAGCGCUUAGUGCUUGUACGGUUCUUUUUUUGGAGGCCAGGGGUGGAAGCAGAAAAGACAAUGGAUGGCCUUUUGUAUGGUAUUGUGCACGAUACUCUGAAACAAUGCCCGGAAUUCACACCAAUUGUCUUCCCGGAACAAUGGGAAGAGUCUAUCAGAAGCGAUUGGAGAGUCCCGUUGCAGUUUCGAUUUUCUCAAAAGGAUAUCCGUGUGGCUUUAAACACUCUCUUGCACAAUAAGGAGCUCUAUGAGAAGUACCGGCUCUGUUUCUUUGUUGAUGGUCUUGAUGAAUGCUUGGAAACCUGUCAACAAGAUUACCAUGAUAUGGUGAACUUGCUCCUGGGCUGGGUCGAUGUGGCCCCGCUUGAUCUGAAGCUUUGCAUCUCGUCUAGGAACUAUGAAAUAUUCCGCACUGCUUUCGAGGACGAGAAGCGACUUAAGCUCCACGAAUUGACUCGACACGACAUUGAGAAUUUUGUCAUCCAUCGACUGAAGGGAUUCGAGAUAUGCAGCUACAUCAAGUCAGCGGCUCAGGCCAAGCAAAAGUUAGUAAACGAGAUAGUUGAUAGAGCUGAUGGAGUCCUAGUACUGAUUGAACACUUGCUUACCUGGGCCAAUCCACUUGACCGUAUUUCAGUGUAUCGAACAUUUGCGGUGGUUGGAAAGUUGGCCGAGCUGGGAAUGACACCAAUGACUCUCCUCAGAUACAGCUUCUUGUCUGACUAUGAGAUGAACACCAUGUUUGCUAUGCACGCUGAGCUGAGUGGUUGCGAGUUAAUUGAGUCUGACAUGAAAACUCGUAAAACUCAGGCCCGAGCAAGACUUAAUGAUCAAUCGAGAGGCCUUAUUGAGAUAAAACCCUUACCUUACAGAGGACAUUUGCUUACGAAACCCCUCGAUAUUGAGCAUGUCACCUUCAUCCACCGCUCAGUAUUUGAUUCUCUACAGACGUAUCACAUAUUGGAUAUCAUGGAAGCAUGCGAAGGGCUCGAUAUUGUUGACGCUAUGAGCCAGAUUGUUCUCGCCGAGAUCAAGUUCUUCGGCUUGUACUCUUUCCACUCCACCAGGCUCCGCUGGAAUCUUUUGAAGAAAUUGCCACCAUUACUGGGAUACUGCCAGAAAGAAGCUCGAGAUGCUUCAAUAUUCCGUUUCUUUGAUGAGCUUGAUCAUGCAGUCCUCUGCAUCCAAGGACUCAGUCCCCUCCAAGACCAGCAAAACCAACUCCCGGUCUAUAUCAGUGGAACGGGCCACUUCACUCCUUCUGCAUGCUACUUCUCGGUCUUUCACUGGGUCAUCUAUACGCAAUAUGUCGGAUAUUUGCGUUAUAAGAUCCUCCAAUAUUCAAGGUUGGUCCUCGACAAAUUCCAGUUCACACAUAUCCUGGCAUGCAUUAUCGAAUCGAUAUAUGAUACUGGCAAUGUCGAAUUACUGCGCGUAGUAGAGCCAUACCUGGAAGGCUUUGCCCAGGGUCAACACAUGGAGAUUACUUACAUCAAGGGAUGGUCCCAAACCAAUAUUUUGAACACUGCCCUCCUAGCAGCCCUAAAAUGGCUCGCUGAUUUGAGCCCCGCCGACAAGACACUAUACGCAACCCUGUUAGAGAGCCUCCUGGGUUCGAGUACUGGCAUUCCUUGGGCUAUCCAAGCGGUUACUUCAUAUCCACGACACAAUACUGCAACUCUACAAUGA
Aspergillus oryzae RIB40 is the source of this 1749-nucleotide messenger RNA. RefSeq lists its product as uncharacterized. The coding region runs from base 1 to 1749 and encodes 582 amino acids. The transcript is spliced from 2 exons. Lineage: Eukaryota; Fungi; Ascomycota; Eurotiomycetes; Eurotiales; Aspergillaceae. The record is from RefSeq and is a predicted model, not a curated record.